Messenger RNA from Trichomycterus rosablanca, 2641 nucleotides. RefSeq names its product neuronal PAS domain protein 4b (gene npas4b). The record is from RefSeq and is a predicted model, not a curated record. Gene Ontology annotation, biological process: regulation of transcription by RNA polymerase II. The transcript is spliced from 8 exons. NCBI's taxonomy places the organism in Eukaryota, Metazoa, Chordata, Actinopteri, Siluriformes, Trichomycteridae. Gene Ontology annotation, molecular function: protein dimerization activity; DNA-binding transcription factor activity, RNA polymerase II-specific; RNA polymerase II transcription regulatory region sequence-specific DNA binding. Bases 170 to 2641 code for a protein of 823 amino acids.
CGACCCAGUCUGCAGAGAAGCGCAAAUAUUCAGCAAGGACAAAUGCUACUGUCUUAAACUAGAUAAACUGAUCUUUAUCCAACCGGUCUCACACCAGUCGCCCCAAUGAUUAAAUAGAACCAGUAACAGGUGCGUCCCUAAACCUGACUGAUUACUAGUCGCAGCAGAAAUGUACCGCUCCACUAAAGGCGCGUCUAAAGCGCGGAGAGAUCAGAUCAACUCCGAGAUCCGCAACCUGAAGGACCUGCUGCCCAUCAGCGAGGCGGACAAAGCUCGACUUUCUUACCUGCACAUCAUGUCCCUAGCCUGCAUGUACACGAGAAAAUCAAUCUUCUUCUCUCAAGAUGUAACGGCAGCACGGCAGGAUGCAAGCGCCAUUUUCAUGGGUCUGACGGACCUUCCGGAGCUUGUGCACACCCUGCCAGGGUUUCUCCUCUUACUGACCAGUGAGGGCAAACUCAUCUACCUGUCUGACAAUGUCAGUGAACACCUUGGCCACCCCAUGGUGGAUCUUUUGGCUCAGAGUGACAGUGUAUAUGACAUCAUUGAUCCAGCUGACCACUUUGUCAUGAGGAACAAUCUUUUGUCAGUGACCACACCUGACACAGAGCGUCUCUUUCGCUGUCGGUUUAACACCUCAAAGUUUGCCAGAAGACAGGGCUCUGGGAACAAAGUGACUCUAGUUCGAGCCCGCUGCCUCCCAACCCCUUUCCAUGCUUCAUCCUACUGGUCCUCCAAUGCAGUGUGGGUGUGUUUCUGUUCAUCCCUGGAGCUAUCAAACCUAGCCAGCACCACCAACCCGCUUCCGACUCCACCAGCUGAGCAGAUCUUUCAGCUGACUUCUUUCCAGUCCCAGCAUGGUCGAGACAUGAGGAUACACGCCGCUCAAGAAAGUGUGAGUGUGUAUCUGGGGUAUGAUGUGGAGACACUGCGCUCUCGCUCCUGGUACAGCCUACUACAUCCUCGAGACCUCUCCCAUGCCUCAGCACAACACUGCACCCUGUUACGUGAAAGCAUGGAGAGGCAGGUUGAGAUGGUGGUUCAGGUGGAAACAGCUGACCACUCAUGGGUUUGGCUUUACAUGGUUCUUCAGCUUCAGACUGGAGAACAUCCCAUCACCUGCCAGAGCUACGUCAUAAGUGAGUCUGAAGCAUGGUCUGUGCGUCAGCAAAUCAACUCCGAACAUAACCAGCUAACUCUCCUGUACCAGGAGGGUCUGGCUCAACAGUUCUCUCCUUUAUCCAGUCCAGACCAGGUUUUCACACCAAGCAGCAGUGGCCUGUCUGCCCAGUCCUUCGACUUUAGCUUCACAGCCUCUGGCCACAGCUCCUCUGAGGAACUGCCCAGUACCUCUACCCAGUCUAACCAGCCUUUAGAACCCUGUCCUAAUUUUGCUAUAGAUGAAGACUUCUCCCAAUUACAUGGAAGCCAGCAAAUGUGGUUACCAGAAGCCAGAAGGUUCUCCAAAGACAUAUCCCCUCCCUCUAACAUGCCAAAUGUUUGCACAGUUAGCCAAAUCCCUGUUUCAUCACCAUCUCACCCAUGUCUUGGUAUGUCCAGACCACACAGCAUGGAGUUGCUUUGCACUCCACCCUACACUCCAAGAAUUGGAGGAGGCUGCUUCAUGUUUGGUGAGGAGGUCUUUAAAUCAGACUCCACCAGCUCAAUCAGUGGCCUAAGUCAAACAAUACAAGCUAAUCACCUAGCAUCCUUGGCAGCAGGUGUUGGGCUGAAACAAUCCUGCCACAGACUUUUAAACGACAACCUUCCUCCUACCCCAGAUUCGCCAGUCAGUGAUGAAUGUGUCUUAAUGGCUUUACCAGAGAUCAGUGGACCUUUGUAUGUAGAUACAUACGUACGCCCAGUCCAUCAUGGUCCACCUGAAUGCCUUCUCACCCCAGAGGCUUCCCCCACUGAACACCCAUGUUCAGGUUUCUUCCCCCAACAAGCUAAGCACGACAAAGAGAAACUGGAGAUCUCGCUGUUGGCUCAGUAUCUUAGUUCCAUCACUGAGGGGUUCUUAAAAGAUCACCCAUCGCUGACACAUCUUUCCUCCCCUGUGUCUUCUCUAGAGCCCUUAUCAGCCCAAAAAUCAGUGCCACACUUAUGUGAAUUUUCACCCACCGUGUGUUUUGAGAAAGCUUGCUCAUCCCUGGGUCAAGACCAAUUAUCUUUAUUGCAAGAAGAACUUGCUUUGCCUGUCAUGCCAAUGUCCUGCUCUUCCUCCUCAUCUUCUCCUCCUCACUCCUCUAUUUAUCAUCCUCCUCCUCCUUACCAACAGGAGGAGGCUCUAGUUGGUGUACAGCACCUUUGUAGCGUCCAGUCGACGCACUCUAACAAUAUGUUGAUGGAGUCAGGGGUGAACAGUAAUCAAGCUCCUGUGGAGAGUGCCAUGGAUGAGGAAAUCUUACCUCUCCCAGCCCUGCAGGAAAUGACCCCUGCUCCAGCGCAUAAUGCCCUCAGUCCUGGUCCACCCUGUACACAGUUCCUUCUGGAGGAAUUGGUCGAUAUGGACCCCAUGUUCGAGGCAGCCACCUCGAUUAGUCCUGCCUUGAGGCAACAACCUGAGUUGUAUCAACUCACCUUUGAAGACUCGCCGCAACACUAUCAAGAUGGAACCGGCGAUCAUGUUUUGAAAUAA